Corylus avellana is the source of this 621-nucleotide messenger RNA. NCBI's taxonomy places the organism in Eukaryota, Viridiplantae, Streptophyta, Magnoliopsida, Fagales, Betulaceae. The record is from RefSeq and is a predicted model, not a curated record.
AUGACGAUAGUCAACACCAUUAUAAGCCCAAUAUCGUACCAGGUUCUCACCAUUCUUCUUACUCUUCUAUUCAUCUCAAAGCUUCACACAGCCUCAGCCACCACCGACAUAACAUAUGUCAAGACAGCAUGCAAUUCAACCACGUACCCAAAAAUCUGCUACAACUCCCUCUCCCCCUACGCCUCUAAAAUCAAACGAAGCCCUCAAAAACUCAGCAAAACCGCCCUCUCCAUAACCAUAAAAGCCGCACACAAAGCAUCCUCCCAAGUCUCGAAGCUAUUGAAAGUGAAGAAAUUAACGCGUUUCGAAGCUGCACUCAUUAAGGACUGCGUCAUGAACAUCAAAGACUCCAUCGACGGGCUCAAGCAAUCUCUGCAUGCCAUCGACCAUUUAAGCGGUUCGGAUAAGGAAUCUGAUGAUCAGAUGGACGACAUAAAAACAUGGGUGAGCGCCGCCUUAACGAAUGAGAAUACAUGCACGGAUGGGUUUGAUGAUGAAGGGAAAAAGGUAAUAAGCGCGACAGUGAAGAACGAGAUCAAAAACAGUAUAUUAAAAGUUGUGGGGCUAACUAGCAAUGCCUUGUCUCUCAUCGACAGGACAACAAUCUCAAGCACAAGUUAA